Messenger RNA from Sporisorium graminicola, 996 nucleotides. RefSeq lists its product as uncharacterized. The transcript has 2 exons. Bases 1 to 996 code for a protein of 331 amino acids. Gene Ontology annotation, cellular component: catalytic step 2 spliceosome; post-mRNA release spliceosomal complex; Prp19 complex. The record is from RefSeq and is a predicted model, not a curated record. NCBI's taxonomy places the organism in Eukaryota, Fungi, Basidiomycota, Ustilaginomycetes, Ustilaginales, Ustilaginaceae.
AUGCCGCCCAGGAAGUCGAGAGCAGUCAGGCAGGCAGACAUGCAGAAUGACGCGAACUUGGCUGAGCCGUCCACGUCAACAGCAUCGGCAUCCGAAGCCGUCAUAGUCGAAGAGACACCAGCCGGAACAGCAAGCUCGUCCACCAAAUCUAAAUCCAGGCCGAGAGCAGCACGUCACCAGCCACUCGUGCUCGAGCAACCGCCACCCGAACCUACUGCUCCCUCUGCAGCAUCACCCCAAGAACCAUCGGAGCCCGAACCCGCCGCAUCUAGUUCGAAACCGACGAUGGAAGACCGACAAGCGCGACUUUCCGAGCUCCGAGCCAGGAUGGCAGCAUCCACCCGUGCAAAUCGGCGCGACAUCCUAUCCGAGCAAUCCCGUACGCGUGCAAUCGCCUCUGACCUCAAGUCCGCUUCUGGCUCGCGCAAGCUGCAAAAGGCAGAAAAGCUGCUCGAAGAACGCGAUCUUCGCGAAUCCGGAGAGGACCUCGAGCGACACAGAAACAUGAACUACUCUCUCGAAGACAGCGAACGGUGGGAUGCGAAAUUGGAGGAGAAAGCACGACGUAAAGAUCAGGGGCCCGGCGACUUUGGUGACGCUGCAGAACGCGCGUACCAACGCCAGUUGCGAUCGAUCAAAACCGAUGUCUCGGCGUACAAGAAGCAGCGCGACCAGGCCGAGGAGCUGAAAUCCAGCAGCCCUGCCAGCAGCGCCCUAAUCCCGCGAGGAAAGGCGAGAGGCGAUGCCGAAGCGACCGAUGAGCUACAUUACGGAACCCACCGCCCCACCGACGAAGCCCUCGAUCGUGUCGUCAAUCACCUCAACCACGAGAAGCAGAUGAUCCAAAAUCGAAGCCGCAGAAGAAACGACGACCCCGAUGCCGAAGUUAACUACAUCAACGAUAGCAACAGGCACUUCAACAAGAAGCUCAAGCGGUUCUACGAUAAACAGACACAGGAGAUCCGAGAGAAUCUCGAGAGAGGUACGGCGCUCUAA